AUGGUCACAAGAGGGGCUUCACUCACGAUCACAGGAGGGACUUCUUCCUCGUCCUCGACCUCCGAAAGAACAAGGAGGACCCUUUUUCUCGGCCGCUCUAACACCGCCGUCUCAACCGCAACACUUUCGGCUGGCGAGGCCUCAACCGCUGCAGCCUCAGUACUUGAGGCCUCUCGAUCCCUGUUGCGACCCGGGGCUACGUGUACAGAGAGAGAAGCAAAAUAA
Prunus armeniaca (apricot) is the source of this 225-nucleotide messenger RNA. NCBI's taxonomy places the organism in Eukaryota, Viridiplantae, Streptophyta, Magnoliopsida, Rosales, Rosaceae. The record is from the annotation of a GenBank genome assembly.